Anopheles coluzzii is the source of this 1562-nucleotide messenger RNA. Its product is annotated as calphotin-like. The record is from RefSeq and is a predicted model, not a curated record. The coding region runs from base 507 to 1373 and encodes 288 amino acids. Lineage: Eukaryota; Metazoa; Arthropoda; Insecta; Diptera; Culicidae. The transcript has 4 exons.
AGGUGCAAACACGUGCAACGCGAUCGCCCGAUUAUGCGACCAUGUUUAGCAUAACCCUACACAGUUUCAAUGCCAGCGGCCAGCGAUUAUGUCACAAACGCACUGGCCACCGUUCGAUCGGUGGUUCGAUCAAACGCUACGGACUUAGGAUCGUGCCUGGAUGUGUUCGAGGCGUGGAAUAGAUUUAUUUGGAGCGUUCGGCGCACGGGCAUGAAUCGUGACGGACUUCCUUCAGCAAGAAACGGGGUGGGAACGGAAAUCGGCCAAACAGAUGGGUAACGGUUGAUAGCAACCCCCUUGAGCAGUCGCUGUGUUGGUUUUUGUUUUUUGGGGACGUUUCGGGUGGGACAAACAAAACAAUGGACGGUUUGGCGUUCGUGCUUUUCCUAUAAAUACUCGAUAUACGGGUAUUAUUGGCUCAUUACGCACUAAUUGACCGUUCAUCAAGCAUCAGCCCGUGCCGAGGUCCCAGUGAAAGUGAAAAGAAACAAACAAACAGCUUAAAAAUGUUUACGAAGGUGUCCAUCGUUGCUGUCUGCAGUCUGCUAGCCGUAGCGUCCGCUAAGCCACAUGUCCUUACACCCGUCGGUCCUGGUGUUGUCACAGCCCAAAGCUCACAAGUGUUCGCCCGAACCUACAAUGGCUUUGUGCCCUUCGCCGUACCGGCACCCAUCCCGGCGCCAGUCCCAGCACCAGCCUACCAUUUCGUUCUGCCCGCGGCACCGCCAGCGCCCGUGUUCUACCCGCAGCCGGUCGUUUACAAUCCUCCCGCGGCCAUCCCAGUUCCGGUGCCGGUUCCAGCCGUACCCGCCGUACCAGCGGUAGUGGCUGCUGCUCCCGCCGCCAAGCUGGUAGCUGCCGCUCCGGUGGCGAAAGUUGCCAAGCUGGUGCGACCGUUCCAUGCUACGAUCCGCUACCGAUCGGUCAAACCAUCUUCAACUCCAACAAUGGCAUCAGUCGCUUCCAAGCAAUCUAACAAACCUUCCAAGCCUUUCGAACGUCAGAGUUCUCCACAAAACCCAACAAGCAUCAUGUCUGCCAAAAUUGUGAUCUGCCUGGCUGUGUGCGUGUUCGGUACUGCUUCGGCUGGAGUUUUCCCAGUGGCAGCUCCGCUGGCUGCGGCAGGAGUCGUCGCACCGUACGCCACCUCCUACAACGCACACACCGUCAACCAUGCGGUAGCGGCUCCGGUCGUUGCGGCUGCUCCGGCCGUCGUUGCUGCUCCGGCGGCACGCUUCGUUGCACCGGCUGCUCCUGCCCUGGCCUACACUGCCGCUGGACUGCCAGCUUACAGUGCUUACACUGCCGCCGGUCUGCCAGCCCUCAGCGCCUACUCGGCCUACACUGGACUGCCCGCUCCGUACGUGUUCUAAGGCACGCGUUGAAGCAGAAGCACAUUGGCAUAGACUGAACAUUGGGGUUCUGUCGAGACGAUGCUGAUCGUUCGUGUGGUCGCCACCUUCCUGCAUCUAGGAUCUUUUGUACAUACCGUUCUUCCCGCUUAACUCAAUUCUUGUCACAAUCAAAAUACAACACCUUUUUAGAAGGAAUGUUCCUAAAAA